CCCCGCCUGCCCUGCAGAACCGCCGCCGGGAACCCAGUUUCCCAGGAACUUUUCGCGGGCGCUGGGCACCACCGAGUUCCGGGCGGGACGCGAACGCGCGGAGGUGCUGCGGCGGGCCCGGCGGACCUCCGAGAGGAGGUGACUGCGCCAUGGACGAGCCACCCUUCAACGAAGCGGCCUUGGAGCUGGCGCUGGCCGAGCCGUGCGAGCUGGACGCGGCGCUGCUGACCGACAUAGAAGACAUGCUUCAGCUCAUCAACAACCAAGACAGCGACUUCCCGGGCCUGUUUGACCCGCCCUACGCUGGGGGUGGAGCAGGGACCACAGACCCUGCCAGUCCCGAUGUCAGCUCCCCAGGCAGCCUGUCCCCACCUCCUUCCACGAUGAGCUCCUCACUUGAAGGCUUCCUGGGGGCGACCAAGGCGACACCCCCACCCUUGUCCCCUCCCCAGCCUGCACCCACCCCCCUGAAGAUGUAUCCAUCUGUGCCUGCCUUCUCCCCUGGGCCUGGGAUCAAGGAGGAGCCAGCGCCCCUGACUAUCCUCCAGCCCACCCCACCCCAGCCCCUGCCCGGAGCUGUCCUGCCGCAGAGUGUUGCGGCCACCACCCCACCGCAGUUCAGCUCUGCCCCCAUUGUAGGCUACCCCAGCCCUCCGGGAGGCUUCUCCACAGGGACCCCUCCGGGGAGCAGCUCGCAGUCACUGGCUGGCCCACCACUGGCUUCCCUGCCAGGGGUCCCGCCUGUCUCCUUGCACAGCCAGGUUCAGAGUGCGGCCCCCCAGCAGCUGUUGACAGCCAUAGCCACCCCCACGGUGGCCCCUGGAGCAACUGCUGUGACCUCCCAGAUACAGCAGGUCCCGGUCCUGCUGCAGCCCCACUUCAUCAAGGCAGACUCGUUGCUCCUGACGACCAUGAAAACAGAUGUGGGAGCCCCCUUGAAAGCGGCGGGCAUCCGCUCCCUGGGCCCUGGCACUGCUGUGCAGGCAGCGCCCUUGCAGACCCUGGUGAGUGGCGGGGCCAUCCUGGCCACUGUGCCACUGGUAGUGGACACUGACAAGCUGCCCAUCAACCGACUUGCCGGUGGCAAGGCUCCAGGCUCGGCGCAGAGCCGCGGCGAGAAGCGUACGGCCCACAACGCCAUCGAGAAACGCUACCGAUCUUCCAUCAAUGACAAGAUCGUUGAGCUCAAGGACCUGGUGGUGGGCACUGAGGCCAAGUUGAAUAAAUCUGCUGUCUUGCGCAAAGCCAUCGACUACAUCCGCUUCCUUCAGCACAGCAACCAGAAGCUCAAGCAGGAGAACCUGAGUCUGCGCACUGCUGUCCAUAAAAGCAAAUCACUGAAGGACCUGGUGUCUGCCUGCGGCAGUGGAGGUAGCACAGAUGUGCCCAUGGAGGGCAUGAAGCCCGAGGUGGUGGACACCCUGAGCCCGCCCCCCUCAGACGCCGGCUCGCCCUCCCAGAGCAGCCCCUUGUCCCUUGGCAGCAGGGGCAGUAGCAGCGGUGGAAGUGGCAGUGACUCGGAGCCUGACAGCCCGGUCUUUGAGGAUGGCCAGGUGAAUCCAGAGCUGCUGCCCGCCCCCCACAGCCAGGGCAUGCUGGACCGCUCUCGCCUGGCCCUGUGCGCGCUCGUCUUCCUCUGUCUCUCCUGCAACCCCUUGGCCUCCCUGCUGGGUAGCCGGGGUCCUGCUGGCCCCUCCGACACCACCAGCAUCAACCACCGUCCUGGGCGCAGCAUGCUGGGUGCUGAGGGCAGAGAUGGCCCUGGCUGGGCCCCGUGGCUGCUGCCCCCACUGGUCUGGCUGAUGAAUGGGCUGCUGGUGCUCUUCUCCUUGGCGCUUCUCUUUGUCUAUGGAGAACCAGUCACUCGGCCCCACUCGCGCCCUGCCGUGCACUUCUGGAGGCAUCGCAAGCAGGCCGACCUGGAUCUGGCCAGGGGGGACUUUGCCCAGGCUGCCCAGCAGCUGUGGCUGGCCCUGCGGGCCUUGGGCCGGCCUCUGCCCACCUCCCACCUGGACCUGGCCUGCAGCCUGCUUUGGAGCCUCAUCCGCCACCUGCUGCAGCGUCUCUGGGUGGGCCGCUGGCUGGCCGGCUGGGCAGGGGGCCUACGGAGGGACAGGGCCCUACAGGCAGAUGCUCGCACCAGCGCCCGCGACGCGGCCCUUGUCUACCACAAGCUGCACCAGCUGCACACCAUGGGGAAGUACUCAGGUGGGCACCUCGCUGCUGCCAACCUGGCGCUGAGUGCCCUGAACCUGGCCGACUGCGCGGGAGAUGCUGUGUCCGUGGCCACACUGGCUGAGAUCUACGUGGCCGCUGCGCUCAGGGUCAAGGCCAGUCUGCCCCGGGCCUUGCAUUUUUCUGACACGCUUCUUCCUGAGCAGUGCCCGCCAGGCCUGCCUGCACAGAGUGGCUCAGUGCCCCUUGCCAUGCAGUGGCUCUGCCACCCUGUGGGCCACCGUUUCUUCGUGGAUGGCAACUGGGCCCUGUGCAGCGCCCCGAGGGACAGCUUGUACAGCGUGGCUGGGAACCCAGUGGAUCCCCUGGCCCAGGUGACUCAACUGUUCCGUGAACAUCUGUUGGAGCGAGCACUGAAUUGCGUGGCCCAGCCCAGCCCCAGCCCUGGAUCAGCCGAGGGGGACAAGGAGUUCUCAGAUGCCCUCGG
Messenger RNA from Capra hircus (goat), 2662 nucleotides. Its product is annotated as sterol regulatory element-binding protein 1-like. Gene Ontology annotation, cellular component: nucleus. NCBI's taxonomy places the organism in Eukaryota, Metazoa, Chordata, Mammalia, Artiodactyla, Bovidae. The record is from RefSeq and is a predicted model, not a curated record. Gene Ontology annotation, molecular function: DNA-binding transcription factor activity, RNA polymerase II-specific; RNA polymerase II cis-regulatory region sequence-specific DNA binding; protein dimerization activity. Gene Ontology annotation, biological process: regulation of transcription by RNA polymerase II.